ACUCACAUGACUCUGUUCCAAUUAAGUAAAACCUAACGAUGUCUUUUGGGGAAAUCGGAAGAUGCAUCGUUUUAAGUGCGCUUUUCUCAGUCACAACUUGUAAUGUGUAUAGAGUGGAUAACUCAAUGGGUCCGGGCAGAAGGUUUGACGGAAUCGGCGGUCUCAGUGGUGGAGGGGCAACAUCCAAGUUGUUGGUUAACUAUCCUAAGAAGUACAGAGAUCAAAUCCUCGACUAUUUGUUUAAGCCCAACUUUGCAGCAUCACUACAAAUACUGAAAGUAGAAAUUGGAGGAGAUGGUCAAAGUACCGAGGGUACAGAGGCAUCUCAUAUGCAUAAUGAGUGGGAUGAGAAUUACCAGCGCGGGUAUGAAUGGUGGAUAAUGACUGAAGCCAAGAAGAGAAACCCUGACAUUUUACUGUAUGGUCUGCCAUGGGCAUUCCCGGGCUGGAUUGGAGGUGGCAGUCGUGACAAUCCAUACACUAAUGUCACACGUACAGCGGAUUAUGUGACACGCUGGCUCCUCGGGGCUAAGAAGUUUUACAAUCUCACUAUAGACUAUGUUGGGAUCUGGAAUGAGAAGCCAUAUGAUGUUACAUACAUCAAAACCCUGAGAAAGAACCUUGACACCAAUCAGCUGGGCCAUGUGAAGAUUGUGGCAGCAGAUGGAGGCUGGGACAUCGCCUCACAUAUUGGAGCAGACCAGGAACUGGACGCGGCCAUAGAUUAUAUAGGUGCCCACUAUCCUGGUACUACCACAACAAAAGCUGCACUGACCACAGGAAAACAGCUGUGGUCAUCCGAGGAUUAUAGUACCUUCAACGAUAACACUGGUGGGGGCUGCUGGGCGAGGAUACUGAACCAAAAUUUUGUAAAUGGCAAUAUGACAAGUACAAUAUCAUGGAACCUGAUAGCCAGUUACUACGAUGCCUUACCCUUCCCAAGCUGUGGACUCAUGACCGCUGACAGUCCCUGGAGUGGACACUAUGAUGUCGCCUCCCCUAUAUGGAUGACAGCUCAUACAACUCAGUUCACUGCCCCUGGGUGGAAAUACCUGCCACAUGGAUCCGGGGUCGGCAAACUGGCUCAUGGUGGAAGUUACGUGUCCUUGGUCAGUCCAAACCAAAAAGACCUCACCAUUAUUUUGGAAACCAUGAGCCAUGAUCACUCACUGUGUAUCCGACCUGCACUUCCUGCUUACAACGUCAUCCCGCAAAAUGUGUCACUGCAGCUCAGUGGAGACCUGGCAAAGAUACAGCAGUUGAAUGUAUGGUACAGUAAAUUGGCUUUUGGGAAGAACAAGACUUCUGUGCUGUUUAAAAAACUCUCACCAUUGAAGGUACAGGAUGGAAAAAUAACACUUUCUGUUGGGUUGGAUGAGGUAUACACAUUGACGUCACUCACACUUGGAAAUAAAGGCUCGUACCCUGAUCCACCCGCGAGUAAGCCAUUCCCAGACACGUACGUCGAGGAUUUUGAAGGAUAUCCUUUGCACGCGGAGCCUAUGGAUUUUACCCAACAGACUGGUUCUUAUGAGGUCGUAUCUGGAAGUCAUUCCCAUGGAAAUGUUCUCCGUCAAGUUGUACUUCAGACCCCUGUGUUCUGGUGCAAGGCAGACGAAGUCGACAAAUCCCUCAACGUCAUCGGCAACUCCAAAUGGAGUGAUGUGUAUGUGAGCACAGACGUUGCUAUUGGUGGAAUCAACGGAACAACUGGGGUAUAUGUGGCAGCCCGCGUAGAUCAAGGUGGAUGCCAGUCCUGGGAGUCAAAGGGAAUCUUUUUCUUCCUGUUUCCCAGCGACAAGAAGUUUAUUCUAACCAAUGAUUUAG
Molecule: messenger RNA, 1827 nt
Organism: Pecten maximus
Lineage: Eukaryota; Metazoa; Mollusca; Bivalvia; Pectinida; Pectinidae
Product: galactocerebrosidase-like
Biological process (GO): galactosylceramide catabolic process
Cellular component (GO): lysosome
Molecular function (GO): galactosylceramidase activity
Source: RefSeq, a predicted model, not a curated record